Ornithodoros turicata is the source of this 712-nucleotide messenger RNA. It is a transcript of the gene His2Av, whose product is annotated as histone H2A.V. Lineage: Eukaryota; Metazoa; Arthropoda; Arachnida; Ixodida; Argasidae. The record is from RefSeq and is a predicted model, not a curated record. Gene Ontology annotation, cellular component: nucleosome; chromatin. The transcript has 4 exons. The coding region runs from base 107 to 493 and encodes 128 amino acids. Gene Ontology annotation, molecular function: protein heterodimerization activity; structural constituent of chromatin; DNA binding. Gene Ontology annotation, biological process: heterochromatin formation.
UCACGUGGUCUUCAGUUUGUGUUCAUCGGCUCUGCAGCGAUUUUGGCGGGCAACCGACGGAAGUGCUGUAGGCGACUGUUGACAUUGGACAUUUUGUGGUAGAAUAAUGGCUGGCGGUAAAGCCGGGAAAGAUUCUGGAAAGGCAAAAGCAAAGGCCGUGUCGAGAUCAGCAAGAGCUGGGUUGCAGUUCCCCGUUGGUCGUAUUCAUCGGCACUUGAAGAACCGUACAACGAGCCAUGGGAGGGUUGGCGCUACUGCUGCAGUGUACAGUGCAGCAAUUUUGGAGUAUUUGACAGCUGAGGUGCUGGAGUUGGCUGGUAAUGCCAGUAAAGACCUGAAGGUGAAGCGAAUCACGCCCCGCCACUUGCAGCUUGCCAUUCGUGGGGACGAAGAACUGGAUUCCUUGAUUAAGGCCACUAUUGCAGGCGGUGGUGUCAUUCCCCACAUUCACAAAUCACUCAUCGGCAAGAAGGGAUCACAGAAGACGCCAUAGUUUGGCCACAUUAUGUCUACGGGCAUGCAUUAGCAGAGGAUCACUAAUUUUUCACCUUGCCAUUGAUUAAAAGUGUUACAUUCUCACGUAUUGGACGCAUUUUUGCUUCAUUUCUUUUGUACCCAGUAGCUUUUAAUUAAUGUAUCCCCCGUUCAUUUCAUGCCAUCAUUUUGUAUCAUAUGUUCGGAUUCACUCUAAAAUAAAGUGGUUUCAUGAGUA